CCCCGCCCCGUCGACGACCUGUUCGACAGCGACGCCGAGAGUGACUCGUUAGAGGAAAUCCAGGAAGCGAUGGCAGAGAUGGACGAGAGAGGCGACGACCUCGCCAGUCCAGAUGCCCCAGGAGAGGAGCACGAUGUCCACCCUUUGUGGGGCUUACUUGAGGACCACAAGGAAGCUGACAUUGCAGAGAAGCGCUUGCACGUGGCGGUCAAAGAGAAUGAGUCUGGACUCCUGGGCCAG
Messenger RNA from Prorocentrum cordatum, 240 nucleotides. NCBI's taxonomy places the organism in Eukaryota, Dinophyceae, Prorocentrales, Prorocentraceae. The record is from the annotation of a GenBank genome assembly.